Messenger RNA from Capsicum annuum, 1845 nucleotides. Its product is annotated as 3-ketoacyl-CoA synthase 6. The record is from RefSeq and is a predicted model, not a curated record. Gene Ontology annotation, cellular component: membrane. The transcript has a single exon. Bases 95 to 1567 code for a protein of 490 amino acids. Gene Ontology annotation, molecular function: acyltransferase activity, transferring groups other than amino-acyl groups. Gene Ontology annotation, biological process: fatty acid biosynthetic process. NCBI's taxonomy places the organism in Eukaryota, Viridiplantae, Streptophyta, Magnoliopsida, Solanales, Solanaceae.
AUCCUCUCAUUCUCCAUAAACUAAUCAUUAUUAACAUUUUCAUAAUCUUAUCAAUCCUUCUUCUUUCUAAAAUUUUUCAAUCUUUAAGACAAAUAUGCCUCAUCUAUCACCACAAUUUCCCACAAUGUUCAAGUAUGUAAAACUUGUCUACCAAUAUGUUGUGAAUCACUUCUUGACAUGUCUAUUGGUGCCCACAAUGGCUAUGGUUCUUGUUCAAGCCAUUCAAUUAGGCCCUGAGGCAAUUUACAUUCAGUUUGACUUCACCAAAACACUAUGUUCAUCUUUCCUCAUCUUCUUCGUGACCAUUUUGUACUUCAUGUCAAGGCCGCGAGGGGUUUACCUAGUCGAUUAUGCAUGUUACAAGCCACCUGUGUCAUGUCGCGUACCAUUUUCAACGUUCAUGGAGCAUUCAAGAAUCAUACUUAAGUCAGAGCCGAAGAGCGUUGAGUUCCAAAUGAGGAUACUUGAGAGGUCAGGUUUAGGAGAAGAGACAUGUUUGCCACCAGCAAUUCAUUGUAUCCCACCUGCACCUAACAUGGAAUCUGCAAGAAAAGAAGCUGAAAUGGUGAUAUUUUCAGUUAUGGAUACUCUCUUCAAGAAAACAGGCGUAACGCCUAGAGACAUUGACAUACUUAUAGUGAACUGCAGCCUGUUUUCGCCAACGCCAUCUUUAUCAGCAAUGGUGGUUAAUAAGUACAGGAUGAGAAGCAACAUCAAGAGCUUUAACCUCUCAGGAAUGGGGUGUAGUGCAGGGCUAAUCUCCAUUGAUUUAGCUCGUGAUCUUCUCCAAGUUUAUCCCAAAUCGAUUGCUGUGGUUGUCAGCACAGAGAUCAUCACACCGAAUUACUAUAGAGGGAAAGAAAGAUCAAUGCUCCUCCCUAAUUGUCUGUUCAGAAUGGGUGGCGUGGCCAUUCUGCUAUCCAACAGGUGGUGGGCAGAUCAAUGGCGCGCCAAAUACAAACUGCUACAUGUUGUGAGAACACACAAAGGAUCCGACGACAAGUCUUACAAUUGUGUGUUUGAAACUGACGAUGCAGAAGGGAAAACAGGAAUUUCUUUAUCAAAAGACCUUAUGGCUAUAGCAGGGGAGGCAUUGAAGUCUAAUAUAACAACAAUUGGACCUCUUGUUCUUCCUCCAUCAGAACAACUUCUCUUUCUCAUCUCAUUCAUUGGCCGAAAGGUCUUUAACACGAGACUGAAACCAUAUAUUCCAGAUUUCAAACAAGCGUUUGAACAUUUCUGCAUUCAUGCCGGUGGCAGAGCAGUGAUCGACGAACUGCAGAAGAACUUGCAGCUGUCUGCAGAACACGUUGAGCCAUCAAGAAUGACCCUGCACCGAUUUGGGAAUACAUCGUCUUCAUCGUUGUGGUAUGAAUUGAGUUAUAUCGAAGCUAAGGGAAGGAUGAAGAAAGGUGAUAGGAUUUGGCAGAUUGCAUUUGGGAGUGGAUUCAAGUGUAAUAGUGCUGUUUGGAAGUGUAACAAAACAAUAAAAACUCCAAGUGAUGGACCUUGGUCUGAUUGUAUCGAUAAGUACCCAGUUCACAUCCCUGAAGUAGUAAAGCUCUAGGAAACUAUAAAACAGCCUCUCUACCUUACUUCUGAGGUAGACGUACGGUCUGCGUACACUGUACCAUCCCCAGACCCCACCCACUUUGUAAGACUACACUGGGUAUGUUAUUGUUGUUGUAGCAGAGAAGAAGACAAUGGUCUUAUUCAUUGCUAAAUCUAUUUGCUAUUUCAGCCUCUUGAAAACUACAUCGAAACUGAUAUAUCGAUGUGAUUCAUACUCUAUGCAGUUGCAAAGCAUGCAUAAAGCUUAUAACUGAAUAAAAGAUGUGAAAUAGU